Messenger RNA from Rattus norvegicus (Norway rat), 733 nucleotides. The record is from RefSeq and is a predicted model, not a curated record. Lineage: Eukaryota; Metazoa; Chordata; Mammalia; Rodentia; Muridae.
UAUCCUGUACUGAUAUUCCAUUUUACGGUAUAAUUUCGAAACUCGUUAUUUGGUUUGGCGGAGUUUAUAAAAAUAGAAAUAAGGUGGUGGGUGGGCUGUAUAGCCCAGCAAGCAAUGUUCUUAACCCUCGAAUGUGAAGACUGAUGUGCAGAUUCUUAGACCCGAGUGGCUAGGCAGCUCGCCUAUGAGUCCAGGUCCCAGAAGGCCCAGACAGGAAGCAGGAAGCAAGCCGCGGGAGCUGCAGCAGAGAGUCCUGGCUUCGGUUAAGAGACGUUGCCUCUUUUCGAGUCUUGGCUCCAAUACGACCAAAAAAAAGAGAAACAACGGUCGUGCCAAAAAGGGCCACGGCCAUGUGCAGCCAAUUCGCUGCACGAAUUGCGCCCGGUGCGUGCCCAAGGAUAAGGCCAUUAAGAUGUUUGUCAUUCGGAACAUUUUAGAAGCCGCUGCAGUCAGGGGCAUAUCUGAAGCAAACGUCUUCGACGCUUACGUGCCUCCCAAGCUCUAUCUCAAGCUGCACUACUGCGUGAGCUGUGCCAUUCAUAGCAAGGUCGUCGGGAAUCGAUCUUGUGAAGCCCGGAAGGACCAAACACCCCCACCACGAUUCAGACCUUCUGGCGCUGCACCCCAACCUCCACCAAAGCCCAUGUAAAGAGGUGAUUUCAUGAAGGCAGAAAGAAAAAUACCAUGGAAAAAUAAAAUGGAAGUUAUACUUUAAAAAAAAAAAAAAGAGAGA